AUUUGCCUUUCGCUGCUGAGCUAAUCUCGUAAUUUCAUUGAUAUUUUCUCUUAUUUUGCAUUAUUUCUUCGUAUUAUUAUAAUAUUGGUUGGGAUGGAAUCAAUUUGUUUGAAUUCCUCAGUGACAUCAGUUUGUGAAAAGAAUCGUUUUCUGCAAUUUUGGAAGGAAUGGCAUUAGAACAUUCUGAAGUGGGUGAAUAUUCUUGCAUUUACACAAAUCAUUUCCAGAAGAGCUGCAUAUCAUGAGUUUUCCAGAAUGGCAGGAAGCGCCUAAUAAAAGGCUCUCGGUCUCUACAAUAUUUGAGUUUUAGCAACCUGCAGAUGCCUGGAUGAUACCCCUACUUACUAUAGACUGUGUGUUCUCAAAUUUGGAUCUCGCAUCAAAUAGUCUUCAACAUGUGGUGGAUCAUUCUGAUUACGUUGUCGUUAGUUUUGAUUCAUUAUCUGAUGACAAAAAAUUUUGAUUAUUGGAGAAAUAGAUCCGUACCUGGACCUCAUCCAUGGCCUCUAGUAGGAAAUAUUGGACCGAGCUUUAUUGGGAGACGAUCUACAGGAGAAAUAAUCAAAGAAAUAUACAGGAAAUAUGAGGGGUUCCCGUUUGUAGGAAUAUUUCGAGCUACUACUCCUGUCCUGCUCGUUAGAGAUCCUGAUUUCGUGAAGAAAAUCAUAGUCAGAGACUUCAAGCACUUUCAGGAUAAUGACGUAGAGGUCGACAAAGAUGUUGAUCCAGUAUAUGCGGGGACGCCAUUCAUAUUGAAAGGAGGAAGUGAAUGGAAGACCGCACGAUCACAACUCAGUGCUUGUUUUACUCCAGGGAAGGUGCAAUCAAUGUUUCCCAUAAUGCAGAAAUCUAGUGAGAGAAUGGUGCGAUACAUUGGAAACGAAAUCUCAAUAUCCCCGCAGAUGGAAAGUUGGGACCUUUGUGGCAGAUACACAUUGAACAACGUUGCCACUUGUGCGUUCGAUAUCGAAGGAAAAUGUUUCGAUGAACCUCAUCCCAGUUUUAAACAGUUUGCAGAUGAGUUUCUCGGUUAUGAUCACUUUUGGUCUACGAUCAAAAAUUCCAUACUUCUUCUCAUCCCAUCUUCGACAAAUUUCUUCAAAAUUAAAAUAAUACAAGAUCAGAUAGCACAAAAAAUAUUAGACUAUAUAACAACUGCUUGGAAACAUAGAAAAGAAAACGGUGUAGUUAUGAAUGAUUUUAUUGACUACCUUUACACCCUUAAGAGCGGCCCAAUCCCGUUUACAGAUUUGGAUGCGACGUCACGUGCAUCUGUUUUUCUCGAGGAUGGUUAUGACACAAGUUCUAGGACUAUGAGUUUCUUUCUGUUCGAGUUAGCAAAUAAUACAAUUGUACAGGAAACUCUGAGGCAAGAGAUAAUGGAAUCAUACAGAGAAAAUAAUAACUCUUUUACUUAUGAAUCAAUCUUGAAAAUGUCAUACUUGGAAGCAUGUUUGAAUGAAAGUAUGCGAAAAAACUCCAUAAAUGGUCAGCUCAGGAGAGUUUGUACAGAGAAAUACACUUAUACGCCAACCAAUCCAGAAUUCGCGAAAAUAUCAAUCACUGUGGAACCUGGAACAUCCAUCAUAGUACCUGUCGGAGCGAUGCAGAGUGAUCCAAAUUAUUUCGAAUCACCGGAUGAGUUCAAACCCGAGAGAUUCUUUGAUAUGGACAAAAUUCCUAAAUAUUCCUUCAUGCCAUUUGGCGAAGGGCCACGAUUAUGUAUCGGUAAAAGUUUCGGAAAAAUGCAAAUCAAAGUUGGCAUUGUGCACUUGUUGAAGAAUUAUAGAGUGACGGUGAAUCAGAAAAUGCAAUUUCCUCUGAAAUAUAACCCUUGGUACGGACUUUUAGAUGUUAUUGGAGGCAUGCAGAUCGACCUACAUAAAAUUGAAUAAAAAUGUCAGCAUUAUAAUCAAAAUGAAUUAUCUAUACCGGGUUACACAGGGUAUCGGACCACCCCUGUGAUUUCUGCAUUCGUAAGCAGAUUUUUCUGGAAUUUGGUACUGUUAUUUAAGCAACAAUUUCGGAUUUGAUGACAUUACAAUUCAAAAUGGCGAUUUUCCGGUUUCUCUGGAAAUGCCAGCAACUCUGUUUUUUCAAAUGAAAUAUCCUGUAUACAUACAAAUACGUAAUGGUUCCUUAUAUAACUGUUCCAAAUUCAGUUAAUAUAAGAGACGUGGCCCGCUACCCUGCUGUGUUACCCAGUAUAUCAAAUACCUUCAAGUUUUCUAUAUGUAGUGUUCAGUUCUAAUAAAAAAUAAUGGUGAUGGAAAAUGGAA
Phaedon cochleariae (mustard beetle) is the source of this 2279-nucleotide messenger RNA. The record is from the annotation of a GenBank genome assembly. NCBI's taxonomy places the organism in Eukaryota, Metazoa, Arthropoda, Insecta, Coleoptera, Chrysomelidae.